AUGAGCAACUCUCGGUUAUUCCAGCCCUUCACCCUUGGGAAUCUCAAGCUCGGCCAUCGCAUGGGAUUGUGCCCUCUUACACGGUUCCGCGCGUCCGACGAGCAUGUGCCCCUCGAUAUUGUGACGGAUUACUACAGCCAGCGUGGUUCCGUGCCCGGCACUCUGCUUAUUAGCGAGGGCGUCUUCAUCUCACCAGCCGACGGCGGCUAUGCCAAUGUUCCCGGCAUAUACAAUCAGGAGCAGAUUGACGCGUGGCGCAAAGUCACGGAUGCAGUCCACGCCAAGGGCAGCUACAUCUUCUGCCAACUGUGGGCUCUUGGCCGCGCUGCCGACGCAGAGGUGGCCAAGCGUGAGGGCAUCACCAUUGUCAGCUCUGGCACGUUUCCCGUGGACUCUCACGCCGCGCAGCCCCAGCAACUAAGCCUCGACGACAUCCAGGCCAAGAUUGCCAACUACGUGAACGCCGCCAAGAACGCCAUUGCGGCCGGAUUUGACGGCGUUGAGCUCCACGGCGCCAACGGAUAUCUCAUCGAUCAGUUUAUUCAAGACCGCUGCAACCAGCGCGACGAUCAGUACGGCGGCAGCAUCGAGAACCGAUCCCGCUUUGCCGUCGAGGUUGUCAAGGCCGUUAGUGAAGCCGUCGGGCCGGAGAGAACAGGUAUUCGCUUCAGCCCAUGGAGCACCUAUAACGGCAUGCGAAUGGACGAUCCCAUCCCGCAGUUCUCGGACGUCAUUCGGAAGUUGGCCAAGUUCAACCUUGCCUAUCUGCACCUUGUCGAAUCCAGAAUUGCCGGCAACGCCGAUGUGGAAGCCUCGGAUAAGCUGACAUUCGCCUUCGAUCUUUGGAAUGGGCCUCUGCUGGUUGCCGGCGGCUUUAGACCGGAUUCCGCACGGCGCCUCGUAGACGAAGAACAUCCCGAAAAGGACAUAAUCGUCAUGUUUGGACGCUAUUUUAUCUCCACGCCAGACCUGCCAUUCAGGGUUCAGAAGGGCCUGGACCUCAACGCAUACAACCGCGACACGUUUUAUACGCCCAAGGAAGUGGUUGGCUACCUAGACUACCCUUUUAGCAAAGAAUUUCUCGAGCAAAAGCCAUGA
Messenger RNA from Pseudomassariella vexata, 1098 nucleotides. RefSeq lists its product as uncharacterized. The transcript has a single exon. The record is from RefSeq and is a predicted model, not a curated record. Gene Ontology annotation, molecular function: NADPH dehydrogenase activity; FMN binding. Lineage: Eukaryota; Fungi; Ascomycota; Sordariomycetes; Amphisphaeriales; Pseudomassariaceae. The coding region runs from base 1 to 1098 and encodes 365 amino acids.